AUGACGGAGAUACAAACCAAACCCUUCUCGCUGCCUCCUAUCUAUCAAAAUCAAGAAGGUUUAAAGAAGCAGAGCAAAAACAGAACAAACAGGGGCGACCUGAAUUAUAACCAAGAAGAACACAAAGCAAAGCAAUGGCAAGGAACUUGAACAUGGCGGUUUUCGCAGCCCUAGUGGCAGCUUUGGUAAUUAGCUCUGUCUCAGCAGUCACUCAUCAAGUCGGUGAUGGUUUGGGCUGGACCAUCCCUCCCGGUGGAGCUGUGGCUUACAGUACAUGGUCAUCAAACAAUACCUUUAAAGCCGGCGACAUUCUUGUCUUUACAUUUGCAAGCGGACAACACGACGUCGCAGAAGUGACCAAGGAAGCCUUCGAUGCCUGCAAUGCAACCGCUCCCAUUUCCUUGACGACCAACUCACCAGCAAACCUUACCCUUACUUCUGGAGAGCACUACUACAUCUGUACCUUCGGUAGCCACUGUGGCACCGGACAGAAGUUGGCCGUCAACGUUACCGGAACUACCUCAUCCCCUUCUCCGGCUCCCAGCACGAGUCCUCCUACUUCGUCGCCGGCUCCGGUUCUUGCUCCUGAGCCAAGCAGCAGUGCUAGCCCCCCUGCACCUUCUGCCCCAGCACCAAGCCCCUCAGCUGGACCCACCAAUUACACUGUCGGAGACACCGCCGGAUGGAAUGUCAUCGGCAACGAUACUUACAGCACCUGGGCUUCUAACAAGACCUUCAUGGUUGGUGACAUUCUAGUGUUCAACUUCUUGAAUAGAUCACACGACGUGGCUGAGGUGACCAAGACAAAUUACGAGUCAUGUGGCACCUCCAACACACUCUCUUUCUACACAAACCCACCCGUUAGAAUCACACUUAACACAACCGGCGAGCACUUCUUCAUCUGCACUUUCCCCAACCACUGCAACAACGGCCAGAAGCUCGCUAUCACCGUUAAAGGCACCACCACCACACCGACCUCCGCCCCCGCACCUUCUCCAGGCGGCUCUGCCCCUACUCCAAGCACUACUGCCACUCCACCAAGCACCGGCGCCACCCCACCAAGCGGCGCCACCACUCCUUCCACCCCUGCACCCGGCAGUGAGCCACCUAGUGCCGCGACAUCUCUUGGCGUUGCUGGCCUAUCCGUCACCUUCUUGUCCAUUGCUGCAGCUUUGUUCAUGUUUUAAGUAAAUUAAUCGUGACAGUAUACAGUUAAUUUUAUUUGUGUGUAAUUCAUUUUAGGCGACCACAGCUAGUGUGAUUGUUACUGUUGUUAUACAGAUUGAUCAUCUUGUUUUUUUUCAUGAAUAAUUAAUAAAGCUGGUUUUGACAUUUCAGCUUAA
This is a messenger RNA of Rosa rugosa (rugosa rose), 1343 nucleotides long. Its product is annotated as blue copper protein-like. Lineage: Eukaryota; Viridiplantae; Streptophyta; Magnoliopsida; Rosales; Rosaceae. The coding region runs from base 135 to 1187 and encodes 350 amino acids. Gene Ontology annotation, molecular function: electron transfer activity. The transcript is spliced from 3 exons. The record is from RefSeq and is a predicted model, not a curated record. Gene Ontology annotation, cellular component: plasma membrane.